GGACUGGAGGGACGCACUGAGCAUGUGCAGAUCUGCUCGGUGGUGGCUGCCGCGGCCGGAGGCGAGGGCCCGCUGCUGAUGCGAACCGCCAGCUCGGCCUCAGCCAGCGCGUGGUCGGCCCCCCAGGCCGGGGCGACAGGGAAGGAGCCGUAGCCUCCGCGUGGCCCGAGGAGCCGGCGCGGCGGCGCGCACUCCCCGGCGGCCGCGGCGCCCUCGGGGCCCACGAUGAUGGCGGAGCAGGUGAAAUGCGCCUCGGCGGGGGUCAGCUCUGGAGCGGGCUCCGGGCCGGUGGUGAACGCGGAGCUGGAGGUGAAGAAGCUGCAGGAGCUGGUGCGCAAGCUGGAGAAGCAGAACGAGCAGCUGCGGAGUCGAGCGGCCAGCGCGGCCGCCGCCCCGCACCUGCUGCUGCUGCCGCCGCCGCCGCCCGCCGCGCCGCCCCCCGCUGGGGCCUGCAGCCCGUUGGGUCCUCGGAGCCCCCCGGCCGCCACGGCCACCGCCGCGGCCUCAGGGGGCCGGGGGCUCGGGCUGGCGCUGGGCGCGGGGGGCGGUGGAGGCAGCGGUAGUGGCAGCGGCGGUGGCUCCAGCCCCGCGUUCCCGGGCACCUUCUGCCUGCCUAGCCCCGCGCCCUCCCUGCUUUGCAGCCUGGCGCAGCCACCGGAGGCGCCCUUCGUCUACUUCAAGCCGGCAGCAGGCUUCUUCGGUGCGGGCGGUGGCGGGCCGGAGCCGGGGGGCGCGGGGACGCCGCCGGGGGCAGCUGCAGCGCCGCCCUCGCCGCCCCCCACGCUGCUGGACGAGGUGGAACUGCUGGAUCUGGAGAGCGUAGCCGCCUGGCGGGACGAGGACGACUACACCUGGUUAUACAUUGGCUCUUCAAAGACGUUCACCUCGUCAGAGAAAUCCCUGACUCCUUUGCAGUGGUGUAGACAUGUCCUAGAUAACCCAACUCCUGAGAUGGAAGCAGCGAGACGUUCCCUGUGCUUUAGACUGGAGCAAGGUUACACUUCCAGGGGCUCCCCUCUCAGUCCCCAGUCAUCUAUCGACAGUGAGCUGAGUACUUCAGAAUUGGAGGAUGAUUCUAUCUCCAUGGGAUAUAAAUUACAGGACCUCACUGAUGUUCAGAUCAUGGCUCGUCUGCAAGAAGAAAGUCUCAGGCAAGAUUAUGCUUCUACUUCAGCAUCUGUAUCAAGACAUAGUUCCAGUGUGUCAUUGAGUUCAGGAAAAAAAGGGACAUGUAGUGAUCAAGAAUAUGACCGAUACAGUCUGGAGGAUGAAGAGGAAUUUGAUCAUUUGCCACCACCUCAGCCUCGUCUUCCAAGAUGUUCCCCUUUCCAAAGAGGAAUUCCCCAUUCACAGACUUUCUCCAGCAUUAGGGAGUGUAGGAGGAGUCCCAGUUCCCAGUAUUUUCCUUCAAAUAAUUACCAGCAGCAACAGUAUUAUUCACCUCAAGCCCAAACUCCAGAUCAGCAACCAAAUAGGACCAAUGGAGAUAAGCUCCGAAGAAGUAUGCCUAACCUAGCCCGGAUGCCAAGUACAACUGCCAUUAGUAGCAACGUUAGUUCUCCAGUCACCGUGCGAAAUAGUCAGAGUUUUGACUCAAGCUUGCAUGGAGCUGGAAAUGGAAUUUCAAGAAUACAGUCUUGUAUUCCAUCACCGGGACAGCUUCAACACAGAGUCCACAGUGUGGGGCAUUUCCCAGUGUCUAUCCGACAACCUCUUAAAGCCACAGCCUAUGUGAGUCCAACCGUUCAAGGCAGCAGUAACAUGCCUUUAUCGAACGGCUUACAGCUGUAUUCCAACACAGGAAUCCCCACACCGAACAAAGCCGCAGCUUCUGGGAUAAUGGGUCGCAGUGCACUCCCAAGACCUUCGUUGGCAAUAAAUGGGAGUAACCUGCCUCGAAGCAAAAUUGCACAACCUGUUAGAAGUUUUCUUCAGCCUCCAAAGCCUCUGUCUUCACUCAGCACUCUGAGGGAUGGAAAUUGGAGAGAUGGUUGCUACUGAUGCAGUUUUAUGUACCCUUGAAAAAUGGGAAAGAAGUAAAAAUGAGGGUUGUGUUACCUAGCUGGCUGGGUAGCAGUGGAUGUUGGGAUAUUCUUUCCCUUUUGUGUUUUAAUAUAUUUACUGCAUUGUUUCUCAAUGGACCAGUCACUAGAGACUAAUUAUUGCACUUAAAUAUUUGCCUGAGAUACUGCAACAUUCUCAAACCCAUGGUUGCAGUAUUGUGACACUUAGAUCUAGGAAGUUUUUGUAGAACUGCUCUGUACCUGAAUACUUUUUGAGAGAAUUAAGAUGUAUCAAUAAUGCUUUGCCAUAUGAGUUUUUUAAAGUAACUUGUUCAAUUUACUUACGUGUUCUAAACAUCUUUCCAUUACAUGUUCUGUAUUUUAAUACAUUGCAUAUUGACAACUAGGUUCUAUAACGUAUGCUUUGAAAUUUACUUUUUUAUAGUUUACAGGAAUUUUAUUUUUUGUGCCUAUUUCUUUUUACACCUAUGUGAACCACUAUGGAACAACUUAAAUUUUGUGCCAUAAAAAUAUUUUUGUGGUAAGGUACUAUUUUUUUAGCUCUAGGGAUAUAUCAGCAAAAACACAUCAUGCAAUUUGAGAGACAUAAUUUUGUGUUGAAUGAGCACAAUAUAAUUUGAAGCAUUGCAAGGAGAUAGCCAGACAGCAGAAUUAAAUGGUCCUGUCUUUUUCAUUUUUAAUUUGUUGUCAUACAUGGGUUUCAUAUUUAUAACGGCAUCAUGAGCUCAUUGCACUUAAUACCUGCAAUGUUUGCUACUGUACCACAAUUGAUUUUCAAUACUUUAUUACAAAGGAUGAAACUGUAAUGUUUUAUUAACAAUGCUUCUGGAAAUGAAUGCAUUUUAAAGCAAAUAAAUCUUUUUGAUAGACCUUUUACAAAAUCCAUUUGCACUAAUGAAUGCUUUCUUAUGGCAUAUAACUUAAUAUUUGUUACUGUGUACACUGCUGUUUUGGAAUGUUCAGAAAUAAAGACUCUAUUUCAGCAAUA
Nomascus leucogenys (northern white-cheeked gibbon) is the source of this 3012-nucleotide messenger RNA. RefSeq names its product SLAIN family member 1 (gene SLAIN1). Gene Ontology annotation, cellular component: microtubule plus-end. Lineage: Eukaryota; Metazoa; Chordata; Mammalia; Primates; Hylobatidae. The record is from RefSeq and is a predicted model, not a curated record. Gene Ontology annotation, biological process: microtubule nucleation; positive regulation of microtubule polymerization; cytoplasmic microtubule organization.